CAUGUAUAAACAAGUGAACAAAUAUAUUACUCUGGAGCAUCAACUACUUGAAAAAAGGCGAUUUUCCCACUGUUUAUUCAUUAAUCGAAAGCGCUUUUUGUUGAGAUGGCUUUAUGGCUAUUUGUGGCAAUUAACGUUAAGCUAGUUCAAAUUCAGCUUUAAAAAUUCUCUUGGGGCCUUGAUAAUACUGUAAACAUGUCAAUAUUGCAAAGUCCAAAAUACAUGAUUAGUACUUAAAAUAGCUGGGUGAUGCACUCUAUAUGUAUA
Molecule: messenger RNA, 267 nt
Organism: Paramecium octaurelia
Lineage: Eukaryota; Ciliophora; Oligohymenophorea; Peniculida; Parameciidae
Source: the annotation of a GenBank genome assembly